Molecule: messenger RNA, 1864 nt
Organism: Pecten maximus
Lineage: Eukaryota; Metazoa; Mollusca; Bivalvia; Pectinida; Pectinidae
Product: zinc transporter ZIP1-like
Exons: 1
Coding region: 159-1199 (346 amino acids)
Biological process (GO): zinc ion transmembrane transport
Cellular component (GO): plasma membrane
Molecular function (GO): zinc ion transmembrane transporter activity
Source: RefSeq, a predicted model, not a curated record
AUCAUUUGUCGAUAUUUCCGGAUGUCAUUCUAAAUUUAACAUUGAGAUGGUGACAGAUGUGUAUUAUAGCCCUAAGCACCAGGGCAGACGGCCGAUUUAACUUAAUCUUACCUGGGCUGAUAAUUCCGUAAUGUGUAUUGGCAGUCUCGCCUGACAACAUGUUGGAUGUCCAAGUUGUGAAAUUCCUGGUGAUCGUAGGACUGUUUGUGCUUACUCUUGGUCUGGGAUUGUUACCGUUACUCAUCCUCAGGUGCAUGCAGACACAAACCGCGCGUGGUAUAAGUUUCCAUAAACAAGCCCGUUAUAGGCGAACUUUAAGUAUACUGAGUUGUUUUGCAGCUGGCGUCUUCUUGGCCACAUGUCUAUUGGGACUACUGCCAGAUGUCAGACGAGAUCUGGCAAUGGCACUGGAUGCUCUUCAAUUGAAAACUGAAUUUCCUGUUUCAGAGUUUGCUAUGGUAAUUGGACUCUUUGCAGUACUGACAAUCGAACAGGUUAUUUGUUUUGUAAAGGAAAGAAAAUCAAAACAAACAUUUAUUGGUCACAUCAGCGGUAGUAAAACAUCUCUUGUGGAAAAUGACCAUGGAACUAUGGACGAUCAUGUAGAUAACUGUGACAGAGCAGUAACUAACGAACAUUCAUCCUCGGGAAUUAAUGACAGGCCUUGCUAUUCACCCUCUUAUAGUUUGGACAAAGAAAGCAGCCAUGAUAGCCAUAUCCACUUUGUACAUCAGUAUUUCACACUCCGUGUACUGUGUUUGUUGCUAGCAGUAUCGCUCCACUCGUUGCUUGAAGGACUAGCUGUUGGUUUACAGAGGAGCACAAUGUCGGUUCUGGGGGUAUCCACCGCCCUCUUACUACACAAAGGAAUUCUCAGCUUCAGUCUGGGCAUGAACUUGGUUCAAAGUAAACUAUCGAGGCCCGCCAUAAUAGUGUCUGUAGUUAUAUUUGGGUUAUCUUCUCCUGUUGGAAUUGGAAUUGGAAUUGGAAUAAUUGAUCUUUGGAUUUCUGAAGUAUCUAUCCUUGUACAAGGCAUUCUCCAAGGCAUAGCCUGUGGAACAUUUCUUUACGUAACCUUCUUUGAAGUUCUUCCUCGUGAAUUCAAUUCUAGUGAAAUAAGAUUAGUGAAAGUGACCUUUCUUAUAAUAGGAUUUACUGUGGUGUCAGGAACUGUGUUCCUAGAACAGGAAUAUAAUUAAUGAUUUAGUUGUUUUCAUAUUGGGGAAUCAAAUUCUCGGAAUAUAUAUGUAUUUAUAAAACAUCUAUAACUCAAAAAAACUUACAUAUUACAUUUUGUUUAAGUUAAAAUGAAAAAUAACAAGCGAUAUGUGUGAUGUUUGUUAUUGCAAAUUACGAUUUUGAUAAUUAAAUUAAGAUUAAUCAAGCUGAUAAUACUUGUAGUUGACAUAGAAGGGAUGCUACAUGUAUCUUUCGUCUUUGUAAACAUCAAACACAUCCUCAAUUGUUCACGUCAAGCAUCAUGAUAUAUUUGUUAUGGUAUAAUUGUAUGUAUAAUUGAAGCCUGAGGUUUAAAAUUCUAUAAGGGCCUCGGUGAGAGGUCAGUUAAAGAGCGGUCGCCCUCAUAAUCACAGGUCAAGAUCCGAGGUGUGUGGUUCGCUUUCUGACCUUGUCGGUUUGUGUUUUUAGAGAAGCUGAGAAACGCGCCGGUCUGUGCUGUCGUGGACAAGACACUUUACUCUCUGGGUGACAUGCGACGGGCCUUCCCUAUGCUGUUCAGUGAGCUAGUCAUCAACUACUACACUACAAGUUUACAAGGAGAUCCGCCUCAAAAUGACUCUGACUGUUCACGGGGCGAUAAACCCAGCAAACAAACAAACAAACAACAAACAAACAAACAAACAAA